Eruca vesicaria subsp. sativa (arugula) is the source of this 545-nucleotide messenger RNA. The record is from the annotation of a GenBank genome assembly. Lineage: Eukaryota; Viridiplantae; Streptophyta; Magnoliopsida; Brassicales; Brassicaceae.
GGCAUUUGUUUUGGGCCCUAAUCGGAUCUAUUGGAGUGGUGAAGCAAAUAGGCAAGCAAGGGCAGACAGUUCCUCCUCUGCAUCACCAUUCACGGAGGUAGAUCAACUCCAUAAGCUUAUACCUUUACUCCCAGCUGUUGGACAAUGAAGAAGGGAAUACAUCCACAGAUGCAAUGGAUCUCUUAUGUGACACAGAGCGGUCGAUUGAUGCACGUCAUGAUGACAAGGAUCCACCAUGUUGGCAAAGUCUAUCACUUUGGUGCUAAGCGUCAACUGGCUCAAAGCAUUGGUCAGAUUGCCAAGUUCAAGCGUAGGUUUAACGAGCAAGAGGAAGAACCUUCUUCUACCCAUGAGAACAACAUCGACAACCAGAAGAAGUAACUGUGUAAUGGAAAACUCUUGUUAUUCUCUCUUUACUCAUAAACCAAUCUGAAAAAGGCUCAAGACUUUUUCAUUUUACACUAUGAACCUUUGCUUUGCUUCUCAUGAUUGAUUUUCACAGUUUUCGAGUCUUUUCAUCAAUAAAAAUAAUUAUUUAAUUUCUU